Sphaeroforma arctica JP610 is the source of this 1822-nucleotide messenger RNA. RefSeq lists its product as hypothetical. The coding region runs from base 17 to 1657 and encodes 546 amino acids. NCBI's taxonomy places the organism in Eukaryota, Ichthyosporea, Ichthyophonida. The transcript has a single exon. The record is from RefSeq and is a predicted model, not a curated record.
GCAGUACAGCAGUAAGAUGUCUACCAACAAUCAACAAGUCGACAAUGAUAAACUCUCCGAUAUUCUGAUAUUAUCCUCUCCGCCCACGGCAGUACAAACACCAGCCUCAUUGAGUCCAAGAGACAACCAAUAUCAAAGAAGUAGGUCCCUAUCAGUAAGAAACCCUGAUGAUACUCCUUAUGAUGAGUAUCUACAAGACUACGACAGUGAUGAAGCGGGGUCAAGAGCAAACAGUCCUACGCCAUUACUAAGGUACGAAAGAAGGGUUGGAGCCCUAUCGCCGUCCAUCUCUAUAUCCAAAGUAUCAGAAGUCGAUAAAUCAGUGUGCACGCUUAAUGUUAUAGAAUCACAGGCGCCACUGACUGAGGAUAUAUGGGGUAGCAGAUUAUGGCACAAAUGUAAGUCGGCCCUCUCACCAAAGGAUGUGAAUGACAGUUCGAAUAGUUCAAAAUCCAAAGCAUGGGGACAUCGGUACAUUCGUAAAUUCUACACCGUGCCAGCAAAGUAUAGUCCCUGGGUUUUACUGGCAUAUAUUCUCAUAUGUGGCAGCGUACUAUACAGUAUGUUCUACUUCAAUAAUUACAAUUCCAGUACUGAACUGGGUAAACCGCUCAUCCUAAAUGCAGACACACGGGGCAGUUUUAUUGCCAGCGAGGCUGGUACCUUCAAUCCUAUCCGGUGUCCACCCUUUACAAGCACAUACACAGGUGCGUGGUAUGUCACAGGCACAACUGUAUAUCGCAGCGACUCCAGAGUGUGCAUUGCAGCUGUGCACGCAGGAGUGAUCAACGAUGCCACGGGUGGAUGUGCGCUAUAUCGGCAGCUUGAUAGCUCAGCCUCCUCCUUCGAUGGUACAUUCUCCAAUGGCAUCCAGAGUGGCGACUCCACGACUUUCGAUAGUACCCCAUUCGAAUUUCAGAAGUGUGUUUCUCCCUACGGCUGUGAGUACUGGGGGUUCACGAUAUUUUUGCCAGUGGCACUGGUAAUGUUCCUUGGGCUUGUCCUGCUGCGCACAACGUCUGUUGUCUUAUUCGCGUGCAUGGCUGUUGUAGGAUAUUGGUACGUGAUUUUGAUCGGCCAACCCUUGUACGCGGUCAGCUUCGUACAAGAACGCCUAGGGUUGUUCCUGCCUUUCUUGACUGCUGUCUACGUCUUAUGGACGUUCGGUGGAAAUGCAGCUACACCGCCAUCCACGCACAUGAUUGAAAGAGUGAUACUGUAUAUAUUACCAUGCUGGGCCUUUUUCCACAUGAACUACCUCACACUUGUGUUCCCUGAUGAGGACAUCUCGACUGGUGAUUCGGCCUCGGAUGGUGGUUCAGCGGUCACUUGGAAUCCGAUUUCAAUCACUCUACUGGCAGUCGCAUUACCUAUCGUGAUUAUCCUUCUGUUUUACCUAUGUCGUAGUAUCUGGCGAUCAGGAAAUACAAUUUACUACUUACUGGGAUAUACCGCGGUGGUAGUGUUAGUAGGUAUCUUCUGGGCGCUAGUAAGCUCACAGUUCUACUUCCACCUGCACCACUAUCAGGUGGCUUUAAUUGUGUGGCCUUUAGCGACAUUCAGUACACGACCCGCCGCUUUUACGCAAGCCAUCAUGCUUGGAGUCUUCGUCAAUGGCGUUGCAAGGUGGGGGUGGGGGUCCACAUUCACUGCUUGAAUGGAUAGCACGAUGUAAGUGUAGACGACAAUAAUAUAUAUGUAUAUAAAUAUAUAAAUACUGACAUUUAUGUACAUAUUCGGGAAGCAAAACCAUAUAUUGGGCGAGCAACGUGAACAAAGCAACUUAUGAACUGCUAACUAAACACAGCAAAUAGUAUGAAUU